Messenger RNA from Schistocerca americana (American grasshopper), 1760 nucleotides. Its product is annotated as dnaJ homolog subfamily C member 9. The transcript is spliced from 5 exons. The record is from RefSeq and is a predicted model, not a curated record. Gene Ontology annotation, molecular function: heat shock protein binding. Bases 62 to 856 code for a protein of 264 amino acids. Gene Ontology annotation, cellular component: nucleus; cytoplasm. Lineage: Eukaryota; Metazoa; Arthropoda; Insecta; Orthoptera; Acrididae.
UCUGAAGGAGUAGUUGGAAGUUUGGUUGUACGCAGCAAACAAUUUCGUGUUUUCACUGAACAUGCCUAGUCUAGUUGAUUUGUGUGAAAAAUACUUUGGGCACAAAGACUUUUAUGAUGUUCUACGUAUACCGAAAAAUGCAAAUGAAAAACAAAUUAGGAAAGCGUACCAUAGGCUGUCUCUGCUUGUGCAUCCUGAUAGAGUUGAAGAGCAAAAGAAGGCUGAAGCAACGGAGAAAUUUAAAGUUUUGGGAAAGGUUCAUUCAAUAUUGAGUGACAAAGAGAAGAAAGUGGUUUACGAUGAAACAGGAUCAUAUGAUGAGGAAGAUGAGAAGGCAGAGAGAGAUUGGAAUGAGUAUUGGAGACUGUUGUUCAAGAAAAUCACAAUUGAAGAUAUCAACAGAUAUAAGAAACAAUAUCAAGGCUCUGAAGAAGAGUUAUCAGACUUAAAACGGGCCUAUACUGAUGGAAAAGGUGACAUGGACUUCAUCCUGGAAUCUGUACCAUUUAGUAAUACAGAAGAGGAGCCACGGCUUCGCUCAUUGCUGCAGGGAAUGAUUGACAGUGGGGAAGUUCCCGCAUUCCGUGCAUUCACUCACGAAACUCCUCGCAAGCGAGAGCGGAGGAAGAGGAAGUGGGAAAAAGAAGCACAAGAGGCAGAGAAAAUGAAGGUGGAAAUGAAUAUGGAUGACGGGGAAGAAGGACUACGAGCCAUAAUCCAGGCUAAGCACGCCCAGAGGACUGUCGACGCCGACGCGUUCUUCGACCAUCUGGCAGCGAAAUACAGUGGUGGAGGUGGUAGUGCUAAGAAGAAAGGCACGCGACAGCAGCCUGCGAGGAAGCAAGCCAAGAAGUAGUGCAGCAGUGGGCUGUCCAAGAGCGGAGUGAGGCUACAGACUGAAAACAAAUUUAUUUCUGGUGUAUUUUAUCAAUGUAUAACUUGCUACAGCAUUGUUUAAGAACUUGUUUGACCCAAAUCUGUCACACAUAGUUUACCUUGAAUGAAAAUGUAAUUUGUGGGCCAUGUUAUACAUUUGUCGAUUUCUAAACAUUUUGUGUGUGUGUGUGUGUGUGUGUGUGUGUGUGUGUGUGUGUGUGUGUGUUUUGAGAACACUCAGAAAGACUGUCGACUGUUACUUGUAGUUAUACUGCCAGCUCAGACAUACUGUUCUUCUCCUUUGGUUCACAUAUACUUUGUUAAAAAUUAGUACACAGUUUUCAUUUUGAAAAUGAGUUCUUAAUGUGAUUAAGUUCACCAGGAAAAGCUAAAAACUGUGAUACAACUUUACUGUCCUACCCUACACUUGGACUGCCACCGUAUGUUGUGCAGUGUGAGGUAGUGUUAUCUUUGUGUGUGGCUGCUUUAAGUACAAUGAAAUCUUUAAAAAGUGAUUAUUUUAAUUUGUAGUACUAGCCUUGAAUCAUUCAUGAUGAUCUGAAACAGCAAUAAGGGAUCCUUCAAGCACCUGGGAAGUACUUGAGGUUCCACAUGUCAUGUGAAGGACACAGUACUGGAAACGGAAGGUGUGAUUUGCAAUUUUAAAUUUGAAAGUACUGGCAUAACUUUAACAAGAUGAUGCAUAAAGCAUUGUGGUUAUCCAAACAGUAAUUGUAUCCUGUGAUGUGUUGUUGGAUUUGACAGAUGACUGCCACUAUCACCUGUGGAGACAGUCUGUCAUAGGCCCAAUAACUAUUCUCACAGUUUAUAGCCAUUAUGUGUUUACACUCUGGAUUGAUAUCAGUGGAAUAACCACAUACAGU